Microthlaspi erraticum is the source of this 1167-nucleotide messenger RNA. NCBI's taxonomy places the organism in Eukaryota, Viridiplantae, Streptophyta, Magnoliopsida, Brassicales, Brassicaceae. The record is from the annotation of a GenBank genome assembly.
AUGGGUGAGAAAAAGGAAGAAACGGCGACGAAACCUCAAGGAGAGAAGAAGCCCGUCGACGCAAAAAAGGGAGAUGGUGGCGGCAUCAUCACCGUCGUCAUGAAGCUUGAUAUGCAUUGCGAAGGUUGCGGGAAGAAAAUCAAACGGCUCUUAAAACAUCACAAAGGCGUGGAAGAUGUGAAUAUUGAUUAUGCGGCCAACAAAUUGACGGUGAUCGGAAACGUAGAUCCAGCGGCAGUUCGGGAUAAAGUCGCCGAGAGGAUUAAGAGAAAGGUCGAACUCGUCUCUACAGUGGCGCCGAAGAAGGAAGCUCCUCCUCCUUCAGGCGGUGAGAAGAAGCCGGCAGAUGAGAAACCAGCGGAGAAGAAGCCUGCCGCCGAUGAGAAAUCCGGCGAGAAAAAGGAGGAGAAGAAGAAAGAGGAAGGAGAGAAGAAAGCUCCUCCUGCUCCUGCCCCACCAAAAGAGAGUACGGUGGUUCUGAAGACGAAAUUACAUUGCGAAGGUUGCGAACACAAAAUCAAAAGAAUAGUCAACAAAAUUAAGGGGGUUAAUUCAGUUGCCAUUGAUAGCGCCAAGGAUUUGGUGAUAGUGAAGGGGAUAAUCGACGUGAAACAACUCACUCCUUAUCUCAACGAGAAGCUUAAACGCACGGUUGAAGUAGUUCCGGAGAAAAAGGACGACGGAGCCGCCGUGAAGGCUCCGGUGGCAGCUCCCGAGAAGAAGGACAAGAGUGUCGGUGAAAAGAAAGAGAAUAAAGACGUCGGAGAAAAGAAGGACGGUGGUGGCGAAAAGAAGAAAGAAGUUGCCGCUCCCGCAGUAGGAGGAGGAGGAGACGGUGGUGCUACGGUGGAUGUGAAGAAGUCGGAGUAUAACGGUUACGGUUAUCCUCCGCAGCCGAUGUAUUACUACCCACCAGGACAAGCGUACGGUCAACAACAUUACAUGAUGCAAGGUCAAUCAUCACAAUCGUACGUACAAGAACCGUAUACGAGCCAAGGAUACGUACAAGAAUCGUAUGCGAAUCAAGGAUACGGCCAAGGGUAUGGACAAGAAGCAGCAGCACAAACACCGUACAUGAACCACCAAGGCUAUGCAGAUCCUUAUGCUCAUAUGCGUGCGCCUGAGAUGUUUAGCGAUGAGAAUCCAAAUGGUUGUUCUGUUAUGUGA